Penaeus vannamei (Pacific white shrimp) is the source of this 1667-nucleotide messenger RNA. The record is from RefSeq and is a predicted model, not a curated record. Lineage: Eukaryota; Metazoa; Arthropoda; Malacostraca; Decapoda; Penaeidae.
AUGACCCCAUCUCAGCCAUCUAACUUUAGUUUGCAUGAAUUAAGAAUUAUCCAUUACUCUGUCUUUCUUUCUCUCAUAGGCACUGGAAGAUUCUCUAAAGUGUACACAGCUGUCAACAACAACACAGGCGAGUUGAUGGCCAUGAAGGUGUUGCCGCUACAGCCAAACGACCACAGAUCCAUACGCAAAGUGGCUGACGAGCUACGCAUUUUCGAAGGCAUCAGCCAUCCACAUCUCGUGCAGAUCUAUGGCGUGGAGAUUCAUAAUGAUGAAAUGCUUAUGUUCAUGGAAUACUGUGAUGAAGGAACUUUGGAGAGCUUGGCCACCAGUACAGAAACAGGUCUUCCAGAGGAGAUAGUUCGUAAAUACACCAGACAAUUGCUGGAGGCUGUACACUGCCUACAUGAUCAUGGCAUUGUUCAUAGGGACAUUAAAGGUGCCAAUAUAUUUUUAACAGAAGAAGGAAAUGUGCUGAAACUAGGAGAUUUUGGAUGUGCUGUGAGACUUCGAGGCCACCAGACAGAAGUUGGAGAGCUAGGUGGCAUAGUUGGCACCCAUGCUUACAUGGCACCUGAGAUUUUCCAGUCAAGUGAGGGCCAUGGCAGAGCAGCGGAUGUGUGGUCUGUGGCUUGCGUUGUGAUUGAAAUGCUAACAGGAAAGAGACCUUGGCCUGAGUAUGACAGCAGUGUGCAAAUUAUGUUCCGUGUUGGGAUGGGACAGUCCCCAUCCGUCCCAAGCAGUCUGUCAGAAGAAGGACAUGAUUUUCUUGCUGCUUGCUUUGUCCAUGACCGUAAGAACAGAGCUACUGUCGCCCAGCUCCUUGACCAUACAUUUGUAAAGGUUGAUACAGGAGAAGACUGUACUUCAUUACCACUCUUCUCCCACCCACCUUUCGUGCCUUACAUGAAGCUCCUGUCAAACAGCUGAUUCGUCUGAGUCUGCAGGGAAUAAUAUAUACUUAAAGGUGGCCAUGCACUUUAGAAGCUUUUGUUGGUGUCGUCAGGGAAGGAUACAAGAUUAAGAGAUACUAUGUAAAGCAGAAUGAUAUUUUACAUGGUGAAAAAUGUAUAUAAUUCAUUGUAUAUAAUGUGCUCUAUGCACAGGGUUUUAUGGAAUAACAGUCAUUUCAGAUGCUUACUGGUUAGAUUGUUAUUAAUCUGUCGUAAAGUGAAUCCAGAUAUUUAUUUAAAGUGCAUCCUUUAUUUAAAUGACUUCACUUUUAUUUUAAAAGGGAUUUCUCACAGGCGCAAACACUUUGACACACACAUGGAUACAGUCACACACAACCACAUUAUGCUAUUGUAGGUUAAAGACUUAGUAAAAUAAUCAUGAAGGAUUUUAGCCACCCAGUGUUACAUGGUAUUACGUUCCCAAGUACAAUUUAAGUAAGCCAUAGAAAAAUAGUGUAUAAUCUUUCUGAACUUCCUAGUUAGAUAAAAGAAAAGAAAAAUGAAAGGAUAAUAUAUAAAAAAAAAAAUAUUUAAAAUCAAAAACUUUUUAAAAUCAUAAACUUUUACCAAUAUUGGUAAGAGGAAGUGUGACAUAAAAGCUAUUUUAGGUCAAGUGUCAAAACCUUUUUAGUACAAGGGAAAAUAAGAGAGCCAUGAAUAACUAAAAACAGACACCUCUCUCUCUCUCUCUCUCUCCUUCUCUCCUCUCUCUCUCUC